AUGACCGGCUCAGACUUGUCAAAAACUUCGUCUCCGGACAUUGUAACUAUAACGACCGAGCCCACGCGGUGGCAGAGGUUUCAAGACUCAUUUAAAAGAGCAGAGGAGUCGUCGAGCGAGGAUUUGGCCUCGCUAAAUACGCUUGAGCGGGCUGUGCAGAAAACGGCACACUCCCAGCUUAAAUCCACCAUUGGCCCAAUUUCCCAGGCUUUUAUUGCCCUCGGAGGAUGUGUGGGAUCAGGUCUUCUCAUUGUUUCGGGCAAGGCGCUUUAUGCGGGCGGCCCCGCUGGUGUUUUGAUCGCUUGGUUCAUUGUUUCAACGUUUCUCUACUGCGUUAUGCAAGCGCUUGCCGAGUUGUCGUCGACUUUCCCUGUCAGUGGGUCUUUCGCUGUCUAUGCUACGAGAUUCAUUGAUCCAUCUUUUGGUUUCGCUGCAGGCUGGAACUACGCCAUGUUCUGGGUGAUUGUGUUGCCGCUCGAGUUGGUUGCAGCGUCCCUUACUAUCAACUUCUGGAACUCCCACAUCAAUUCGGUGGUGUGGGUAGUCAUUUUCUAUGUGCUCAUUCUUGUGUUGAAUCUUUUCGGUUCGGCGGGCUUCGAGUACUUUGAACUUGUGUCGUCCAUCAUCAAGCUUCUUGGUAUUGUCGGAUUCAAUAUCUUGGCCAUUGUCUUGAUUUGCGGUGGAGGAGAUGAAGGUUUCAUUGGAGCAAAGAAAUGGGAACACACCGGCGCUUUCGCUCACGGAUUUAAAGGUGUGGUUAGUGUGUUGGUCACUGCAACAUACUCUUUGGCCGGAACUGAAUUGGUCAGUAUGACAGCGGCAGAAUCUCGUGCAAACCCCAGAAUCGCAUUGCCUCAUGCCAUUAAAAUGGUCUUCUACCGUAUUCUUGUGUUUUACAUGAUCACACUUACACUCAUCACAUUCUUGGUUGCAUCUGACAAUUCUAAGUUGGUUGGUGGCUCCAACGCUUUGGCGUCGCCUUUUGUCAUUGCCAUUCAAGCAGGCGGAAUCAAAGCGCUUCCUUCCAUUUUCAACGUCAUUGUUCUUGUGGCUCUUUUGUCCAUUGGAAACUCGGCCGUUUACGGUUUUUCAAGAACAAUCUUGUCCUUGGCCGAACAAGGCUUGGCUCCCAAGAUCUUUUUGUAUGUUGACAGAUGCGGAAGACCCUUGGUUGGUGUUGCUGUUUCUGCUAUUGUGGGACUCCUUGCAUUCGUUUCUGCAUCGCCUAAACAGGCUGAAGUUUUCAACUGGCUUGUGGCACUUUCGGCUUUAUCUACCUUGUUCACUUGGGCUUCUUGCACAAUUGCACACAUCCGUUUCCGGGCCGCUAUGCACAAGCAAAACCGUUCUUUGACGGAGUUGCCAUAUCUCUCUCAAACGGGAACUUGGGGCUCCUGGUAUGCCACCAUCUGUUUGAUUGUGAUUUUGGCACUUCAGUUCUGGAUUUCUUUGUUCCCAUUGGGCCAAUCUCCAGACGCUAAGGUUUUCUUUGAGAACUAUUUGGGUGCUGUCAUUGCAGUCUUGUUUUACGUGGGCCACAAAAUAUACCUGCGCAAGCUCAACACUAUUGUGCCCCUUGAAACCAUGGAUCUUGACACUGGAAGACGCGAGACGGAUUUCGAGAAGUUGAACCAGGAACUUGCAGAAGAAAAAAUGGCAUUUAGAACCUUGCCAUGGUACAAGAAGUUGUACCAGGUUCUUUUUUAG
Molecule: messenger RNA, 1707 nt
Organism: Clavispora lusitaniae ATCC 42720
Lineage: Eukaryota; Fungi; Ascomycota; Pichiomycetes; Serinales; Metschnikowiaceae
Gene: GAP6
Product: Gap6p
Biological process (GO): amino acid transmembrane transport
Cellular component (GO): membrane
Molecular function (GO): amino acid transmembrane transporter activity
Source: RefSeq, a predicted model, not a curated record